AUGCCGUGUGAUCCAGUGCCGACUGUGCAGCUGGGCGUGUGCCCGCACCGCGGGCUGGCCGCCGAGGACCACGAGCACAGGCCGCUGGGCGCGAGGGGACUGGCAGCCCCCAACCUCGCCGGGCCGGUCGACGGGCUGCAGACGGCGCAGAGGGCCGAGGUGACAGCUGCGGUGGCGGCGGCUCGCGUUGUGGGCGGCCCGAUCGCGGCUAGUGCCGACCCGCGGGAUGGGGAGCACGCAGACCUCUGGCACUCGCUGGUGGACGCCGUGCGCAGCGGGCGGCUCCGGGCGCGCUGGGUGCCAGCACACAAGACGCCAGCGGAGGCGCACCGCCUGGGGCUAAGCGAGCGGGACCGCCUCGGCAACGCGGCGGCCAACGGCAAUGCUGGCGCGGCAGCGGCCAGCAGGGCGCCGCCGCCAGACGUGGUGCGCGCCCGCUGCCAGGAGCUGCAGCUGCUGGAGGCUGCGCAGCGCGUUAUGGCCGCCGCGCAGCAGGCCGCCCUCGCAGCGGCGCCGCCUGCCGCGCGCCGCCGCCAGCGCGACUGGCGCAGGGUUCGCCGCGGCGCCCGGGCCCGCGCGGCGUCCGCCCUGGCGGCAGAUGCCCCCGCUGGCCAGGUGGCGCAAGCGCCGGCCUGCCCGCGCCGGAGCGGCGCUGUUGCGCCCGUCAGCAGUGGCGGCAUGCUGGCCGCGUUUUUCGCCGGGCGUUCUUCUUGGUGGCCCCACGCCCUCGCGCGCGGGCCCUGCCACGUCUUCUGCCUCCGCUCCAGCGGCAGUGCGACGUCGGCAGCUGGCCUGCUGGGGAACGCGUGCCCGGGCUGGCGGGAGCGUCUGCCGGCGCGGUGCCAGGCGGCGCUGCUCCUUGGCGAAUUGCCCUGCGCGGGAGGCAGCGCGGAGGCGUUUGCUUGCCUGGCUGCGCAACGCAUUGCGCAGCUCCCAAAGGUCCCAGACUGA
Messenger RNA from Prorocentrum cordatum, 951 nucleotides. NCBI's taxonomy places the organism in Eukaryota, Dinophyceae, Prorocentrales, Prorocentraceae. The record is from the annotation of a GenBank genome assembly.